This is a messenger RNA of Tigriopus californicus, 1403 nucleotides long. RefSeq lists its product as uncharacterized. NCBI's taxonomy places the organism in Eukaryota, Metazoa, Arthropoda, Copepoda, Harpacticoida, Harpacticidae. The record is from RefSeq and is a predicted model, not a curated record. The transcript has 2 exons. Bases 449 to 1285 code for a protein of 278 amino acids.
UUGAACUUUUGGGUCAAAAAGAGCUUCAAAUUUGAUCUUUUUAAUCAAUUCUAGCACUAUCCUAUUGUCUUCUCAUAGGACUGCUCCGCUGAUUUCAACACUAUUGUAAUUGACUCAUGCCACAGCCAAAACCUUGACACAUCACUACAUAACUCAAAAGGGGGCGCUGGCGUGCCAAAGGGUCAACAACAAACUCCAUGAGCAUAUCCUAAUAACGGCCCCUUAUUUGCAACGGCACACGGCCCAAAGAAAACGGGAAGAGGCACGUAGCCGCCCAAAUAGCAAUGUUCAUCAGUGGUUGACCAACUCCUCGACCUCGUCGUCCCAAUCCCAGACUUGGAACUCAAUUGAGGCCACGACUUGCAAGGCCAAACAAGAACUCAUUGGUCAGAUCCUAGCCAAUUACGAAGCAAUCCGUGAAAGAAUCGCUGACACAUCAGAAUCGAGCAUGCCAGAAGAGCUCGAUCCAUUGGCGUAUUUCCACUUCAGAUCUCGAGGUCAAACUCGGGAGUUCAUGACAAUGAUUCAGAAUGAUAUUCGAAUCAUGUUGAAUUGCUUAGACCAUCAGAGGAAGACUCAUUCUGAUAAGCUCAAAAAGAAAGACUUUAGUGUCAUGUACGAGAUUGGAAAUUUGGUCCAAGAUGUUCGUAUGAUUUUGGAUCAACUGAAACGAGUUCUAUGGAACGAAGACAUUCUAAGAGAAUUGCAAUUGCUCUCCCAAAAGCUGAAUUGGAUUUGCUCGGAUUACUUAGCAAUUCAAGAUCAGAUCCAACUGACCGAUUUGAAGGAACUUGUCGACGAGAUGAUGGAGCAAAGUCCCAAGAUAAGCAUCGAGCUGAAGAUGUUCAGUGAUACUUUGAGUAAGAUCGAUGCCUUUGACGGUGAUAACGAGGAUCUACUUCUGCUAGUGGAGCUACACGAUCAUGUGGAUAAUCUUGAGACGUUCCUGGAGCCAUCGUGGUCGUUAAGCGAAUUUCAGGCCAAAAUGAAGCAAGUGGGAGGCAUUCUUCAAGCCAUUCUAGAUCUGCGGAACGAGCUCGCCUCCCAGAUUAUGACUCAAUCCGUCAAACGAAGAUUGGAUCAAUGGCAAUCGAUUUUGCAGAACCUGAUCAAUUUGGCGGUUUCGCACAGAUUCAAGUUGAACAUUGAAUCCAACUCUAUGGCGGGCAUUCGAGAAUAUAUCAAGCGAAUGGCCGAAUCACUCAUGGAUGAUAUCAAUCCAGUUCAUUCUCACACUGCAGAUCAGAUCCACGAAUUGCUUUUCUCGAUGCGUUCUUUGCUCUAAGAAAGUCUGAUGUGAAUAACUUAAGAAGGUGGCCUUUAUCUAUUCAUUUUUCAUGCGCUUAUGAAAAUAUUCCAUGCUCACUUUCUUUCUUACAAAUACCACGAUAUCUUCCACUUAA